UCAUAUUAAACAUGGAUAAGACUUCAUUCAGGAAACAAAUGAAAGUAAACUUUCUCUAGAGGAAGUGAUGAUUUUGACCAGAUGAGCUGGUAACCUUAGGAACCAACCACCAGUCUAACGCAGUCACAUUAAGUCUGUUCCUGGAGCAAAUGCACACAUGGAUGAGCUUGAUUUGUUGCUGGAAGAAUUGGCCCUGAAAUCAGCAACUGCAAAGAACCUUGAUGAGAACAAAAGCAAUGAAGCAUCUUAUGGAGAGUUGCCGCCUCCAGUUUAUGCUGGAUAUGACAAGCAAAGCAAAGGUUCUGGCUGCUCAAAUACCUACAGUGAUCUGCCAGCUCCUGUGGCAGCUUCCAUGAAUCCAGCCUCAGUCACCAAUGAGCUUGACAUCAUCAUGCAGGACCUGCUGGGUCAACAGGAUGUAGGACCAUCACCCACCCCACUGCCUCUUACACAAAAGGAGUCUGUGAAAAGGAAAAAAGAAGGUGGUCAGCAGCAGAAAACAGAGAGCAGCAGCACAGCGGGGUCAUGUGUGAAGGCCUCAAAGAAAACAGACGCUAUAGAUGACAUGCUGGGAGGGCUGAGCUCUGACCUGGAGAAAAUUGGAGUCCGCACUGUCGCCAAGGGCCACUGUGCUUCCUGCAACAAAUGCAUAGUGGGAAAGAUGAUCACUGCGCUGGGCGAAGUGUGGCACUCUGAGCACUUUGUGUGUGCUGUGUGUAAGACGGAGCUGGCCACCGCAAGAUUCUUUGAGAGAGAAGGACAGCCGUACUGUGACAAAGACUACCAUCAGCUCUUCUCUCCUCGUUGUGCCUACUGCAAAGGUCCCAUCCUGCAGAACAUCCUGACAGCCUUGGACCAGAAUUGGCACCCGGAGCACUUCUUCUGUGCUUGCUGUGGAUGCCUGUUUGGACCUGAAGGUUUCCACGAGAAGGAUGGUAAGCCGUAUUGUAGGAAAGACUUCUAUCACCUCUUUGCUCCAAAGUGCUCCGGCUGUGGCGAGUCGGUGAUGGAGAAGUACCUGACUGCAGCCAAUGGCACCUGGCAUCCAGAGUGCUUUGUCUGUGCGGACUGUUUGAAGCCCUUCACUGACGGCUGUUUCAUGGAGCUGGAUGGUCGACCCCUCUGCUCACUGCACUUUCACUCUCGUCAGGGCACUUUGUGUGCCGGCUGUGGUGAGCCCAUCACCAGCCGCUGCAUCUCUGCUCUCAACCGCAAGUUUCACCCUGAGCAUUUUGUGUGCGCCUUCUGUCUGCGGCAGCUGAGCCAGGGCAUCUUCACGGAGCAGAAAGGAAAGCCGUACUGCUCAGCGUGCUACAACAAACUCUUUGUGUGACACAUGUAGCCCAUAAAAACGAUGUGCUACAUCCCCAACCUGCUGCAGUUUUGCUAAGAAUUUCUGUGUAACAUGUUUAAAAAUGUCCACUGUUUGUCUUGUCAACAUUAGCGUGACUGUAUUUCUUUGGAAAAGAUAACCAAACUUUUUCAGUCGCUCACGGUCAUCUGAAGUUUUGAACAUUGCAAAUUAAAUUAGUGACUUUGGAAGCUGGAUGACUGGCUU
Messenger RNA from Thalassophryne amazonica, 1558 nucleotides. RefSeq names its product leupaxin (gene lpxn). Gene Ontology annotation, molecular function: muscle alpha-actinin binding; actin binding. The record is from RefSeq and is a predicted model, not a curated record. Gene Ontology annotation, cellular component: Z disc; stress fiber; adherens junction. Lineage: Eukaryota; Metazoa; Chordata; Actinopteri; Batrachoidiformes; Batrachoididae. Gene Ontology annotation, biological process: actin cytoskeleton organization; muscle structure development. Bases 158 to 1333 code for a protein of 391 amino acids. The transcript is spliced from 9 exons.